Molecule: messenger RNA, 2648 nt
Organism: Copidosoma floridanum
Lineage: Eukaryota; Metazoa; Arthropoda; Insecta; Hymenoptera; Encyrtidae
Gene: nuf
Product: rab11 family-interacting protein nuf
Biological process (GO): regulation of cytokinesis; endocytic recycling
Cellular component (GO): recycling endosome membrane; endocytic vesicle; midbody
Source: RefSeq, a predicted model, not a curated record
GCCCCGCGUUCACCAGACAAGGCGAACGGGGCGUCGUGCGUGGAUUCCGUGGCGCUCUUUCUCUCUACUCGCCUAUUAAAAGUACACCUUGGUAUAUAUACAAUAAGAAUAUACAACAUAAGCGCCGUUUCGAGUUAUUAAGUCCUCGCGCUAGUGUAUUAUAUACUUACCAGAGAGUGGAGGCUGCGAGGGAGCGUCCCUCAUGCUGCUCCGAAAUCGUCUGGUGCACAGGUGCACGUUGUGCAGCACAUUCCAUUGUAUAAGGAGGAUGUACAUCCUGUAUCGGGAGGACAUGCACACAGCAUACGUAUAUGCAUAGGAGUGUUUUUUUUUUUUUUUUUGUUUUUUUUUGCCUACCUGAGCAGUGCGUGAGAAAAUACAAAGAAGUGCGCGCGGAGCGGAACCUCGAGGAACUGUGCCAUAGGUAGCGCUUCGCGGAGCAGAGGAGCGGCGACCGGGGCCGGGAGAGGCAUUUCUCAGCCGUGAGUCACGCGCCUGUAUACCUGUAUGUGCAAGGGGCCGCCUGCGGAGCAACCUGCAGCGCAAAGACAGGAGGGGGGUAUAACAAUACCGGGGAGAGGACCCCCGAGCGACGAGUAGGUACUUGCGACGACGGCGACGACAACGACGGUAACAGCGACGACGGGGACGGCGAUGGUGAGCUCCCGAUCGCCGGUCCUGAGGAAUGAUGGCCUGCGCGGCCAGAGCGGCAAUGUUCUCGGCAUCAGUGGUGGGGACGCCGCCUCGCUAGACGUUGGGCCUCACGACAGCCAGCAGCUCAGCUCGUCGACCUGGAGCCGGAGCGAGCCCAGCUCAUUGACGUCGUUGUCACCGCGCGAGGACAGCGGCCCCUACUCGGCCAGUCCCCCGGAGGGGCGCACCGGCGACACUGGCCCCCGAGUCAAUGGGCACGCGGCCGUCGGCAACCUCGACGAGGAGCGCUUCGAAGCCUUUGGCGCCGUGGAGGACGCGGACUCGCCUGCCGCGUCCCCCACGGCCAACCCCGCCCACAGAAACCCGCGAAGUCCAAACUCAACGCUGCUGAACAGGCACUCGUGGCUUCGAACGUCUCUCGGACGCUCGUCAGCUGGCGCCAACAGGAAGCGGCUGAGUUCCAAUGCCUUGGCCAGUCAACUGUACAGGAGCAGCAGCUUCAAUAGCUCUGGACGAGGAUCUAUCUGUGAUACAGCUGAUGACGUGUAUAGUUCCCUCGAGGAUGGAAACGUCAUUGAGGAUGUCAUCGACCUGAAUCAGAGAGUUCAAAUGAUACAAGAACAAAUGCACGCCCUCGUGGACACGCAGUCAGCCGGUGAGGAGAGGUACGCCCGCGUCAAGCAGGAAAACGCCACCCUCCAGGCGAGAAUACUCAUGCUGGAAGAAACCGCCCGAGACGCCGAGGCCAGGGCCGAGGAGAAACUCGACUCGGAGCAACGGAGGCACCGAGAACUGGCGUCGCGGCUAGAACGCGAGAAAGAGCUGCAGCUCGAGAACUACGCGAUAAAGCUGCAGGCCGCAGAGCUAGAGAGCUCGAGGAGGAUGGACGAGGCGGUGCGGCUUCGGGGCGAGCUCGACAAGCUCCGGCCAAAGUUUGCCGAGCUGGAGGCCGCUCUCGAGGACGCGCAGCAAGAUCUCGAAAAGGCGAGGGACGCCGAGCGACGUACCGGUCUCACUCUCGCGGAGGUGGAGCGCGAGAAGAAGCUGCUCCUCGAGGAGCUUGCGCGCAAGGCCGACCUCGAGCGCAAGUUGGAGGAGAUGGCCGACGAGAUGGACGGCCUCAGGACUCGCUACAAAGAUUUGGAGGAGUCUAGAGACGAGAUGCAAGCAGCGGCCGCGGCUCUGCAGGCGGGCCGUCAGCUCUUGAUGCCAGAGGGGCAGGAUCCAAACGACAAUACGAUCGGGAGGAAGAGCAGUCCGAAUCUCGCUACGGAAUUGCGACUGACCGGAUCCGCUCACGAUCAGGCUGACUGUGCUGAUACUGGAAAGCCCAGUGCCACGGAUAUUUGCGAUAAUUUUACGACCCUCGCCGAGGCUAAGCAAGCUCUGAAAGAACAGCGAGAGGUCAACACGCGCCUUCGAUCCUACAUCGACAACAUCCUCUUGAACAUCGUCGAAAACUAUCCUCAGCUACUGGAAGUGAAGCAGCCUCACUGACGCAGGUCUGUUGACGCGCGUGCUGUGGUUGGGCCUCGGUUCAUCGACAGUAUGCAGCGUGUGAGGAGCGGUGCUGCUGGAAAAUUUGUCGAGAUCGAUACGAGCAAAAGGGAUCACGACCACCAAAACUGUAAAAAAUGCCCACCCGUGAGCCGGUACUGAUAAUACGGCCUGGUUUCUGAUAUUUCAAACAUGACAAGUUUGUUGAGAAGAAGAAGAAAAAAAAAGUUAAAGAUAAAAUGUAUACACUAUUUGAAAACCUGCAUCAGGUUUGUUGCAAAAUCUGUGAUGGGACUGAGCUUCGUAUUUCUGUACAUACAAUAAUUAUAAAUCUCAUUAUUACCAUUACUGUUUUAAUGUAAGUUUUAUUAUUAAAAAGCGACUAUUUUUCAUCAUUAUCAAUUUUAUUUCAUUGGUUGCGACUUAUUGACCUAUCAAGUUGAUCGAUCCUACUUAUUACUUUGUUAAAUUUUCCAUGAAUCUAUCAGAAAAUUUGU